AUUUCCAUUAGCAACGGUGAAGCCUCAAAAAAAGUUAUCAAUAUUCACAAAUUUGCAUGCAUAAUAGUUAAUAAUACAAAAUGGAGAUUGUGUAUGUGUACACAAAGAAACGGGCCGAGUUUGGCCGUCAGUGCAAUUUCUCCGACAGGCCUGCAGAACUUCAUGUUGAUAUCACUCCUGAUCCAUCCCUGCUUGAGAAUUUCAUUGAGAGGAAUCCGGUAGAUUCUAAAAUACAAUGUGCUCAAGAAAUGUCAGAACAUGAGGUGAACACAGAACGAUUUGAAACUGAAAACAGAGGCAUCAACCACACAGAAGGAGGAUGGCCAAAAGAUGUAAAUGCUCAAGAAAUAGAACAAGUCAUGAGGUUUAGGAAAAAAGUAGAAAAAGAUGAAAUGUACAUCAAUACAAUACAACAGUUAGGGGGCGUGAUGGAGCACUGUAUCCGCCAAAACAAUGCCAUAGAUAUUUAUGAGGAAUACUUUGAUGAUGUAGAAGUAGACAGCACUGAUGAACCACCAUCUGCUAAGACUAUAAAUGUAUUCAGAGAUCCCAAUGAAAUCAAGAGAACAGCAACACAUAUCUCAUGGUUCCCAGAUGGCCCCAGGAAGUUAGCAAUAGCUUACUGUAACCUAGAGUUCCAAGGGUCCUCCGCUGACACAAGCAUGGACUCUUAUAUAUGGGAUGUUGAGAAUCCUAACAAACCAGAGAUGGUACUGAAGCCAGUGUCUCCUCUUGUCUGUCUGGAGUACAAUCCAAAAGAUGCACACGUUCUCCUAGGAGGCUGUUACAAUGGACAGAUAGCAUUUUGGGAUACAAGAAAGGGAAGCCAGCCUGUAGAGAUGUCCCCUAUAGAACAUAGUCACAGAGACCCUGCUUAUAAAGCAAUAUGGCUGCAAUCAAAAUCUGGCACAGACUGUUUCUCAGCGUCAACAGAUGGCCAGGUUUUAUGGUGGGACAUUAGAAAAAUGGGCGAGCCUAAUGAAAUUCUCGUGCUUGACCCAACCAAGAAACAAGAUCUUACUAAAGCAUGUGGUGCUAUGUCAUUAGAAUAUGAGCCUACAAUUCCAACAAAAUUCAUGGUGGGUUGUGAGCAAGGGAGCAUUAUGUCUUGCAACAGAAAAGCAAAAACUCCCGCAGAAAAAAUUGUCGCACUUUAUCCUGGACAUCACGGGCCUGUUUACGCACUUCAAAGAAACCCCUUCUUCCCCAAAAAUUUCCUUAGUGUUGGUGAUUGGACUGCUAGAAUCUGGUCAGAAGAUAUCAGGGAAUCUUCGAUAAUGUGGACUAAAUACCACAUGGCCUACUUAACAGAUGGGUGUUGGAGUCCAGUCAGACCAGCAGUAUUUUACACAACCAAGAUGGAUGGAACAUUAGAUAUUUGGGACUUUAUCUUCAAACAAAAUGAUCCAACCCUCAGCUUACAGGUGUGUGAUGAGGCACUGCAUAGUAUUAGAGUACAGGACCAGGGUAGAUUAAUAGCAACAGGAUCACAAAGUGGAACCACAACUCUAUUGGAACUCUCAGAUGGUCUAUGUACGCUACAGAGGAAUGAGAAGGCACUCGUCACAGCAAUGUUUGAGCGUGAGACUCGGCGAGAAAAGAUUCUGGAAUCUCGACACAGGGAAAUGAAACUAAAAGAGAGGAAUAAAAGUUCCCAGGGAGAUAAGGAUGAUGAUGAGGGUGAGGAUAACUUUGAAGAGGAUGAAAACUUGGUUGAUAAGGCGGAGAAAGACUUCUGGCAUGUCAUUGAGACAGAGAAGAAAGCGCGAGAGAGGAAGGAGGCCAGUAGGCAAGAUACAGAGGCUGACAAGGGAGAUACUGGAAAGCAAUCUCCCAUACAAGAAGAUGAAGAAGAGGAGGAAGAGGAAAAGGAACCUGAAAAGAAAGAGGAAGAAGAGGAGAUAGCACAAGAGGAAGAAAUUAAAGAGGAUGACAACUGAAAUCAAAUCACACAACUUGCCAGUCUUUCAAAGAAUACCAGAUGAAUACACAAUUAUUUCAGAUUGUUUGUAAUAUUUAGUGAAUUGAAUCAGAAAAGAUACCUACCUAGGAUGAUCAACUUAUUGUUCAUUCCAAGGUAUUGGACAAAAAUACAAUGUAUGUUAUGGAUACCGUAUCAACGAUAAAAUAGAUAAUGACUGAAUGGUGAUAAUGAGUGUUUUUCAUUAUUUAACAAUACUCCUACAGUAAUUUAAUUAUUGUUACUCCUACAAUAAUUUAAUAAUGCUCCUACAGAGAACCUAUUAAACUAAUUGCUUAAGAAAGACAAGCCCGGUGUAAAAGGGUAGGUGGUCCUAUCAAAUUUUGGUCCUACUCUCUAUUGAUUUACAUGGUGACCUAAUUACAAAU
Owenia fusiformis is the source of this 2349-nucleotide messenger RNA. NCBI's taxonomy places the organism in Eukaryota, Metazoa, Annelida, Polychaeta, Sabellida, Oweniidae. The record is from the annotation of a GenBank genome assembly.